AUGACUUCCGAUAUCCUAACGCCACCGCCCGUGUCGGAUCACCCCGGCGUGGCGUCAACAGAUCUGCCGGGUGUCACUAAAAUAACCCGUCUCUCGCGUGACAGCACAGUCAACUUCACUAUAAGCUCUAUUAUGGCAGCAGCUCAUCAGCUUCCCGAGAACCAUCGUAAUGAUCCUCCUUCGAAUGAGGAACUGACAUCUCGACUAGACAGCAGUCAAGAUGCAAGUGGCAACAACGGAAUUGACGCCAAUUCAAAUAUUUGUGAAAAAAAGGAGCUGACGGAAGCGGCGGCUUAUGACAAGCUGGGCUAUAGCUUUCCGGUAUGGAGAAAGUGGCAGAUUCUGUCGGUGAUGUUUUGCAUUCAGAUUUCAAUCAACCUGAACGCUAGUCUCUAUGCCAACGGCGUCCAGGCCAUAUCCCAAAAGCAUAAUGUCAGCGAACAAGUCGCAAGAAUUCCACAAUUGACUUUCCUCUGCGCCUAUGCCUUCGGUUGUGAGCUUUGGGCGCCAUGGAGUGAAGAGCUUGGACGAUGGCCAACACAGCAGCUUAGCCUUUUACUCGUCAACAUAUGGCAACUACCUUGUGCAUUUGCUCCCAACUUUGCAACUUACGUCGUGGUGCGCCUCCUUGGUGGGCUAAGUACGGCUGGUGGCUCGGUGACUUUGGGAGUCAUCGCAGAUAUGUGGGAACCCGAUGAACAGGAAUAUGCUGUUGCAUUUCUGGUACUCUCUUCAGUGGGUGGUUCAGUUGUUGGCGCGGUGAUAGGAGGCUUCGUGGAAGAGCGUCAGCCGCUGGCUUGGAUCUUUUGGGUCCAGCUUAUCGCCGGUGGAGCUGUGCAACUGAUGCACCUUUUCCUAGUACCGGAAACACGAGCUACCAUUAUUCUCGACAGGGAAGCAAAGAAAAGACGAAAAGCCGGCCCAGGAACCGUCAACGUUUGGGGGCCUCAUGAGAUUCACGGGUUCUCACUGUCGCCGCACGACAUCUGGAUUGUAUGGAAGCGACCAUUUCACAUGCUACUCACCGAACCCAUCGUCAUGUGGCUUUCGCUCCUAAGCGGUUUCAGUGACUCCUUGAUUUUUACAUUCCUUCAGGGAUUUCAACCAAUUUAUAAGCAAUGGGGCUUCGGAACAAUUCAAAUUAGCCUCGCUUUUAUCCCGCAAAGACGACGAAAAUAUGGUUCCGAAUCCGUCUCUCCAGAAACACGCUUAUGGUGGCUGCUCUAUGGAACAAAAAUUCUCAUGCAUAUAACAGUGAUUCUAUGUUUACCUAUCGGUCUGUUUGGAUUUGCAUGGACAAGUCUUGGUCCACCAAGGGUUCCCUGGAUUGCCCCUAUGCUUUUCACGAUGGUAAUUGGCAUUGGCAAUUAUUCGAUUUAUCAAUCUUCUAUUGACUAUACAAUCGCGGCUUAUGGAGAGUAUGCUGCAUCUGCCACGGCCGGCAAUGACUUUGCACGCGAUUUCUUAUCUGGAAUUGCGGCCAUGUAUUCCACGCCUAUGUUCGAGAAUAUUGGACACAAAUACCCAUACGAAUAUGCGUCAACGAUCCUCGCUUGUGUUGCCGUAUUAGUCACAACACCGAUAUACUACUUUUAUAGCCAUGGUCCCGAAAUCCGCGAACGAUCCCCAUUUGCGAAGAAAAUGAUGGAGCACACAAAGCAGCGCCGUUUAUCUCGAAUUUCUACUGACGAGAAGAGAGCAAGUCAAGAUCAUCACUUGGAGGAAGUUCAUGAACCAAGUGCGUGA
Molecule: messenger RNA, 1746 nt
Organism: Penicillium cinerascens
Lineage: Eukaryota; Fungi; Ascomycota; Eurotiomycetes; Eurotiales; Aspergillaceae
Exons: 5
Coding region: 1-1746 (581 amino acids)
Biological process (GO): transmembrane transport
Molecular function (GO): transmembrane transporter activity
Source: RefSeq, a predicted model, not a curated record